AUGUUAGGUAAUAAUUGGCGAAGUGGAAUUUAAACAGCCUUAACUUUUGAUGAUGUUCUCAUGAUUCCAUAAUAUUCUACUAUUGAAAGUAGAAAUGAUUGCAUCGUUGAAACAUACUGCAGUUAAAAUAUCAAACUCAAAACACCUUUUAUAAGUAGUCCUAUGGAUACAGUUACAGAAACUGAAAUGGCAAUUCAUAUGGCAGCUAAUGGAGGAUUAGGUGUCAUACAUAGAUUCAUGACAACAAAUGAAUAAGUUGAAUAAAUUAAGAAAGUUAAAAGAUCUGAAGCUUAUAUUAAAAAUAGACCUUUUGUUGUUGGCUUAAAUUUCACACUUUAAAGAGUCUUAAUUUUAGCAGAAGAAUGGAAAUGUAAGACAUUUUUAGUCACUGAUGAUAAUUUAAUUGAAAACAAUGAAGACUAUGAAGAAACUGAUGAAACUGGAUCUCCUCGCUAUAAAAGUAUUCCUUUAUUGGGUAUUAUAACAAAUAGAGAUUGUUAUGAAUAACCUUUAAACAAAUUAGUGAAAGAAUUGAUGACACCUAGAGAUAAAUUAGUGACCCUUCAUUAUUUAGAUGUUAGUAAAGAGAAUGCAAGAUAAAAGAUGUUAUCUCAUAAAUUAGAGAAAUUACCUGUCGUUGAUGAUAAAAAUAAUAUAAAAGGAUUGAUAAAUUUAAAAGAUUUAAAAGUUGAUUCAGAGUUAAAAGUUCUUGAUUAAAUGGGUAGAUUAAUAGUAGGUGGAGCAGUAGGUGCAUCAGAUGAUGAAAUAACAAGAGCUAAGAAAUUAGUAAAUAGUGGUUGUGAUGUAAUUGUAUUGGAUGUUGCUAAUGGACAUUGUUAAUUAGCAUUAAGAACAGUAGAAUAAUUGAAAAAAGAAUUAUCAGUAGAUGUUAUAGCAGGUUCUAUAGCAACAGGAGAUGGUGCUAAAAGAAUGAUUUAAGCAGGAGCAGAUGGUAUUCGAUGUGGAAUUGGAAAUGGAUCUAUUUGUAUAACAAGAGUAGUAUCUGGAUGUGGUGUUCCAUAAUUUAGUGCAUUAAUGGAUGUAGCUCCUGUUUGUAAAGAAUAUAAAAUUCCAUUAAUGUCUGAUGGAGGUAAUAAAAAUAGUGGAAAUAUGUGUAAAGCUUUAGCUGUUGGAGCAGAUUGCAUUAUGCUUGGUAGAUUAUUAGCUGGUUGUUAAGAAUCUCCAUCUAAAGAAAUUUAUAGAGAAGGAAAGAUCUUAAAGGUUUAUAGAGGAAUGGCUGGUUUUGGUGCUAAUGUUUCUAAAGCUUAAAGAACUGGUAAAGAUGAACCAUCAAGUACAGGAUUCUCACCUGAAGGAGUUGAAGGAUAUAUACCAUUUGCAGGAGUAAUCUAUUUCAUUUAAUAUUUUAGAGAGUAUCCAUUGUUUUAUAAUAAUUUAAAAGAGGAAUUCAAUCUGGUAUGAGUUAUUGUGGAGCUUCUAAUAUUGCAGAAUUGUAGAAGAACGUUUAAUUUAUAUAAAUGACCAAUGCAGGUUUUGUUGAAAGUGGUGUGCAUGGAAUUACCAAAAUAUGA
Messenger RNA from Paramecium sonneborni, 1532 nucleotides. Lineage: Eukaryota; Ciliophora; Oligohymenophorea; Peniculida; Parameciidae. The record is from the annotation of a GenBank genome assembly.